Molecule: messenger RNA, 1952 nt
Organism: Linum trigynum
Lineage: Eukaryota; Viridiplantae; Streptophyta; Magnoliopsida; Malpighiales; Linaceae
Source: the annotation of a GenBank genome assembly
CUACGUUCAGAUAACCGAGUUCAAAGUUACAUUCGUUUAAAGUUUCGACGCAGGUGAGGUCUUCACCGCGGCCGAGAAACGCGGUGAAGCCUUCACCGCACAUUCACCGCCGUCCUCUAGCGCGGUGAAGGCUUCAUCGCGCUCCUCUACAUCGGUGAACCAUCACCGCGUUCCUCCGUCGCGGUGAACCAUCCCUGCGUUCCUCCUCCGCGGUGAUGCGUCGGUGCAUGUGUUCACCGCCUUCAUCAACUGCAGUGAUGUCCAAACAUGUGUACAUUGGAAUUUUUUUUUAUAAUGUGUAUUUUGAGAAUUUUUUGUUUAAAACAUGUGUAUUUUUGCAAAGAAAUUCAUGGGAUGAAUGUUAACGCCGCUGCAUUAAUCGUAUUGGCGGGAGCCAACAGAGCACCUUAUCCACCACCAGUUUCAGCGCCAGCAUGGCAAUAUCCAAACCAUAUCAACGCAAUUUUCCCACCACAGAUACAGAGAGUCAGAGACCAAACCACCACCUGCUGCAGGGUAAAAGAACCCAGCAAAGGAACGGAGAAAAGCUAGCAGCUGGAGAGGAAGGAGUUGGCGAGAGCGAGAGAAUGCGAAGCGUGGCGGUCUCAGAAGGGCGUUUCAUCCCCCCACAUUGUUCAAUGCCGUCAUCUCCAUGUCUUCUCAACGGCAAGCCUCUCAAGUUCCGCUUGCUCCCUCUCAGUCCCAUGAACACUACUCCUUCCUCAUCCUCCCGCCUUCUCUCCAGGUGUUCGAGAAAAGGGCUCACAGAGCCGUUUCAGGAAGUACUUAGAGGGAUGCUUCCCGCUGUGUAUGACAACGAUUCUCACGAUCCUGUAACCCUGCUCUCUCUCUCUCUCUCUCUCUCUCUCUCUCCUUUCACUGUGAAGGUUCGUGAGUUAGGUGAUAGUCAUUCGUUUAUGGGGAUAUGCUGCAAUUGGUCACACGGAGUUGGUGAUGGCGCCAACAACAGCCGGGCGCCGGGAGAACUGGUUCGGAUUAUGGACGGCAAUGGGAAGAUAAAUUCAUUUCAAGAAAUUGGCGCUGUGGAAGCUGCUACAUUACACGAGGGCGUAAUGAAACUAUUUGUGCUCCUCUCUGGGUGUCUAGUGCUCCAGGGCUCUGAUCCAGCAGCUGCUGUUGCAAUGGAGCUCUCAAACAGUGGGUUGCAAUCCAUUCCUUAUCUUGGAGACCUUGGUGACAUUAGCACAGGUUUCGCCUCAGCAUUCUUGCUGAUAUUUUUCUCGGAGUUGGGUGACAAAACUUUUUUCAUUGCGGCACUUUUAGCGGCUAGGAAUUCUGCUGCCAUUGUCUUUACAGGGACCUUUGGCGCACUUGGUGUAAUGACUGUCAUAUCCGUGGUACUUGGAAGAACUUUCCAUUAUGUGGAUGAGAUCCUUCCGUUCAGGUUCGGUGGUACUGAUUUGCCUAUUGAUGAUAUUGCUGCAGUUUGCCUUUUGGUCUAUUUCGGGAUAUCAACAUUAAUUGAUGCCUCUUCAAGCGAUAGCCCAAAAGCAGAAGAUGAACAAAAGGAAGCGGAGCUAGCAGUUUCAGAGUUCUCCGGAAAUGGUGCAGGCAUUUUAUCCGCUGCUAAUACCAUUGUCAGCACAUUUGCUUUAGUUUUUGUUGCUGAAUGGGGCGACAAAUCAUUUUUCUCUACAAUUGGUUGGUUCCUAUGCUGAAAAUUGUAUAAUUGUCAGGUUUUUCUGCUUCUCCGUUUGGCACUUAAACUUCCUUUUUUUCUUCUUCAAUUGCUCUCUUCUUCCAGCACUUGGGGACCGGUUAUUGUAACAACACCCUUUGUGUUGUUAUUGUAACAACACUAGUCCCCAACCAAUAGGAAGCUAGGAUUGUGAUGACUUUUUAUUAGAUGAGUUGACCUAGUGUAAAAUCAAAGCAGGGGUAUAAUUGUCAUUAUGAAAAACCUGUUUAAAUAAUAAAAAUAAAAAUAAAAA